AACAUUAUGCCUAACCUCCUACGAUAAUAUCAGCAUCGACUUUUCUGCUUUCAAAGGACUCUCUCCGAGUGCAAAGCAUGCGGCAUGACAAUCCGUGUGUUGUUGAGGGACCAUCCUCAUCGCGCUGUUGCAUUAGCCACUGAUGACCACAUCUUAACCUUCCGCCAUAGUGCCUCCACUGCUGGCGCCUCCUCGCUUUCCGUCAACUCUACGCAAAGCAAUACCCUGCAACCAAGAUGUAUGGUCGAAUUCGCUAGAGUUGCGGAUACCGAUACUACCGACUUUCGAUCCCUGAGCUCACUUACGGUUUUCGGAACCCUCGGCUUGAUCACCAUCAAUGGCGAUAUCUUUCUUUGCGUUGUCAAUGGAGCGCAAAGGGCUGCCACUGUUAGAAAUGGUGAAAAUGUCUUGAAGAUCACUUCUGUCGAAUUUCACUGCAUCAACAAGUCCGAUUAUGACUCUCUUACUUUGGAUCGCCUCAACAACUUCUCCACUGAUGAUCUUGAUGAGGAUAGUUUCGAUCAUUAUCAUGCCAAGGAUCCUGUCCUGGAACACCCUUGUAUGGCCAUGAAGAAGCUUCUUAGCGGAGGCAGUUUCUACUACAGUGCCGACUUUGAUUUGACCAGACGUCUACAAGACAGAUCAUCCUUGUCAGCAACUGUUGCAAUCGACAGUCUCGAUGCCGGCUUCCUCUGGAACUCAUACAUGAUUCAGCCACUAGUCAGCUUUCGCUCCAGAUUAUCAGAACAUGAAAGAAGAGAACUGGAUGCCUCUCGCAUUCUGACGUCUGCGAUACGUGGAUUUGCCAUGACGGUUACUGUCCCACCCGCAUCAUCGCCAAUCAGUCAUGCUUCCUCUGGUUUCCCAUCCACUCUUACUCUGCUUUCUCGUCUAUCUUGCCGCAGAGCUGGUACCCGCUUCAACGCUCGAGGUAUUGAUGAUGAUGGUAAUGUUGCCAACUUUGUCGAGACCGAAGUCAUCUUUUCCACGCCCGCUGGUACAAGCUUCUCCUAUGUCCAAGUACGAGGCAGUAUUCCUCUAUUCUGGGAGCAGGCUGCAGGAUUCACACCAGGUCAACAGAAAAUUCAGCUCACGCGCUCUGCUGAAGCUUCGCAGCCGGCAUUCGACAAACAUAUGUCUGACCUGGAGAUCAACUAUGGCAAUAUUCACGUUGUCAACCUGCUCAGCAAUGAGAAACCUGGUGAACUUGAGCUGAGCCGGAGGUAUCAAUAUCAUGUUCGUAACAGUCCUUUGAAUUUGCCUUCGGGUGAACCUGGCGAGAAAGAGGUUGAAGAUCACGAGCUCAUUAAAGAAACCGAUUACGACUUCCAUGCUGAGACCCGUGCGCUUGGAUAUGAAGCAGCCAAAGGAAUCAAGCGAUACAUUCAAGACUCGGUCGAGAACUUUUCCUACUUUCUCUCGGAAGAGGUAGAUGACCAACCAAAGAACGCCAAUGGUAGACCACAGUCACACAUCAGAAGAAACAUGAGUAUACUCCAGCAGGAAGGUAUAUUCCGCACAAACUGUCUCGACUGCUUGGACAGAACAAACCUUAUUCAGACACUCAUCAGUCAACUGGCCAUCCAAGAGUUUUUGAGCCAACGAGGCGAAAGGAUGGCGACCAAUGACUUCUGGGUAAGACAUGGUACUCUUUGGGCUGACAACGGUGACGCACUGUCGCGUAUCUACGCAGGUACAGGUGCAUUGAAGUCAUCGUUCACCCGGCAUGGAAAGUCAUCUAUUGCAGGUGCUUUCGCCGACUUCAGAAAGAGUGCUACAAGACUGUAUAUCAACAACUUCGAGGACAAAGGCAGACAGAAUACCAUCGAUAUGCUUUUGGGUCGUCUGAUGGAUCAAGUUCCAGUCCAUUUGUUCGACCCGAUCAACGAUUGGGUAUCGGCAGAGCUCAUCAAGAGGACGAAUGAAUAUUCGGCCUACGACAAUAUCAACAUCUACGUUGGUACCUUCAACCUCAACGGCAAGACUAGAGGUCUUUCUGAGGAUCUGUCACCUUGGCUUUGUCCUCCUAUCGAUCUAUCGCAACAACAGCCCGAGAUUGUGGCUGUGGGUUUCCAGGAAAUCGUGGAUCUCAGUCCCCAGCAGAUCAUGUCUACCGACCCUCACAGAAGACAAGCUUGGGAAGAUGCUGUAAAAACAUGUCUCAAUGAACAUGCUCAAACUCUGGGAUCAGAAGAAUAUGUCAUGCUGCGAGGCGGGCAAUUGGUCGGCGCUUCUCUAUCUGUAUUCGUCAAGGCAAGCGUCUUGCCAUAUAUCAAGAAUGUUGAGGGAGCUUUGAAGAAGACUGGUAUGUCUGGUAUGGCAGGGAACAAGGGUGCUGUGGCUAUUCGUAUGGAGUACGCCAAUACAUCAAUCUGCUUGGUCACGGCACACUUGGCUGCAGGAUUCGCCAACUAUGAGGAGCGUAACCAGGAUUAUCGGACCAUCAGUCAUGGACUUCGCUUCCAGAGGAACAGAUCGAUUGAGGAUCAUGACACUAUCAUCUGGCUUGGUGAUUUCAACUACCGCAUUGGUAUGGCGAAUGAGAAGACGAGACAAUUGGUCAAGAUGGGCGAUCUUGAGAAAUUGUACGAGAACGAUCAGCUCAACCUUCAAAUGGUUCAUGGCAAGACUUUUCCAUACUACAACGAGGCCAGGAUUACCUUCUUACCGACAUACAAAUAUGAUGUUGGCACAGAUGAGUACGAUUCGAGCGACAAAGCUCGUAUCCCUGCAUGGUGCGAUCGAGUCUUGACCAAAGGUCACAAUCUCCGCCAAAUUCAUUACAACACCGCGCCAUUGAAGUUCUCAGAUCACCGUCCCGUCUACGCCACCUUCCAAUGCACUAUCACAGUGAUCGAUGAGAAGAAGAAGCAGGAUAUCAGCGAAGGACUCUACAGACAGAGACGUGCUGUCGUCGGCGGCCACACUGCAAACACCAGAGCCGAAGACACCGAGGACGAAGAUUUACUCGGCUAUGAGUCGAUUGAACCCGGUUUACCUCCCGCAUCCUCCGAUAGAAGAAAAUGGUGGCUAGACAAUGGCGUCCCUGUCCGCUCGCAAGUCAAAGCACCCGAAGGCCACGUCCGCAAUCCUUCCAGACCACCCAACCCCUUCAGCGCAACCUCCGAACCCGACUGGGUCAAAGUGCCCCGACCAAAUCCACCUGCCUCGAGAGCUGCGUCGAUUCGCGAACGCAACUCCUCUGCUGCAACGUCAAGCGAAAACUUGAACAGGAGAUCUACAGUGUCUAAUCGUAAAUUACCUCCAGCAUGGCCUGCACAUCAACAAUCCAGAUCUACAUCUUCACAACAAGGCAGCCUCCUCGACGACCCAAUCUCUGAACCCGACCCACCGCUUCCACCCCGUCCCUCUAUGGAUCAGAAAACCAUACCGCGCAAACCUGCCCCACCCGUCCCGAAGAAACCGUCAAUGCUGCGGUCAGAAAGUCCCUCCAGCACCCGUGAUGAUUUCGCCCCCAAAUUGCCAUCGAGGGUGAACACAUUGCCGCAAUCGCCGGGAGGACUGCAGAAAAGUGGAAGUAUGCCGAUGCUUCCACCGCCCAGAAGGAGUAAUACUGGCGAGGUCAACACCAAGGGCAUUGAAACUUGGUCUAGACAGACUAGUCAGCAGAGUAGAGAUGGAGGGCCACCUUUGCCUCCUAGGAGAGGUACUGGUCAGAGAAAUCUGUUGGAUGAUGAUGAGGAUGAUGCAGGUAUGGGUAGUGGUGUUGGUGGUAAUUGGCAGCCUCUGAAACCUACCUGAUCGGUGCCGAGGGUAAUGGAUUGAUAGCUACGCAUAUACAUGGCUCGCUUCUUGAUCGAGGAAGAUGAUGAGUUGGUUGCCCGCCUCGAAUCUCUAUCUCAAUCUCAUCUUUUCUUUCUCUUUACACAUCAAUAAU
Molecule: messenger RNA, 3898 nt
Organism: Aureobasidium pullulans EXF-150
Lineage: Eukaryota; Fungi; Ascomycota; Dothideomycetes; Dothideales; Saccotheciaceae
Exons: 4
Coding region: 85-3762 (1225 amino acids)
Biological process (GO): phosphatidylinositol dephosphorylation
Cellular component (GO): membrane; cytoplasm
Molecular function (GO): phosphatidylinositol-4,5-bisphosphate 5-phosphatase activity; phosphatidylinositol-3,5-bisphosphate 5-phosphatase activity
Source: RefSeq, a predicted model, not a curated record